Dama dama (fallow deer) is the source of this 3598-nucleotide messenger RNA. RefSeq names its product aminoacyl tRNA synthetase complex interacting multifunctional protein 1 (gene AIMP1). The record is from RefSeq and is a predicted model, not a curated record. Lineage: Eukaryota; Metazoa; Chordata; Mammalia; Artiodactyla; Cervidae. The coding region runs from base 255 to 1193 and encodes 312 amino acids. The transcript has 8 exons. Gene Ontology annotation, molecular function: tRNA binding.
GACAGGGAAUGUGGUGUGGCUGCGCACAGGAAAGCGGGGGACAGAGAAUUUGGAGUGGACUCUGUAGACCGCUCGGGCGCUUAACGAGGACACCUUAUUGGGUCCUUUCUCACUGCCUUCGUGAGGCGGAGGCGCUCCUUACCUUCUCCCGGCCGAGGCUGCUGAGGUGCAUCAGUCCACCAAUACAUCAUCCCCUGUGUCCUCAUUCGUAAAGGGGAAGAAGGCUCUGGAGUUUCUGCCGUUUCUUGGCAAAAAUGGCAACCAGUGAUGCUGUUCUGAAGAGACUGGAGCAGAAGGGUGCAGAAGCAGAUCAAAUUAUUGAAUAUCUUAAGCAACAAGUUGCUCUUCUUAAGGAGAAAGCAAUUUUGCAGGCAACUUUGAGAGAAGAGAAGAAACUUCGAGUUGAAAAUGCUAAAUUGAAGAAGGAAAUUGAAGGAUUGAAACAAGAGCUAAUUAAGGCAGAAAUUCAAAAUGGAGUAAAACAAAUACCAUUUCCAUCUGGUACUCCACUAAAAACUGAUUCCACAGUUUCUGAAAAUGAGAUACAGUCUAUACCAAUAACCGUAUCUUCUGGUGCUAAAGAGCAAGUAAAAGGAGGAGGAGGAGGAGAAGAAAAGAAGAUGAAAGAGAAAACUGAAAAGAAAGGAGAGAAAAAGGAGAAAAAACAGCAACCAGUAGCAGGAAGUGCUGACUCUAAGCCUGUUGAUGUUUCCCGUCUGGAUCUUCGAAUUGGUUGUAUCAUCACUGCCAGAAAACACCCUGAUGCAGAUUCUUUGUAUGUAGAAGAAGUAGAUGUUGGAGAAACAGCCCCAAGAACAGUGGUCAGUGGCCUGGUGAAUCAUGUUCCUCUUGAACAGAUGCAAAAUCGGAUGGUGGUUUUACUUUGUAACCUGAAACCUGCGAAGAUGAGGGGAGUAGUAUCUCAGGCAAUGGUGAUGUGUGCAAGCUCACCGGAGAAAGUAGAAAUCUUGGCACCUCCUAAUGGAUCUGUUCCUGGGGACAGAAUUACUUUUGAUGCUUUCCCUGGAGAGCCUGACAAGGAGCUGAAUCCUAAGAAGAAGAUUUGGGAGCAGAUCCAGCCUGAUCUUUACACUAAUGAUGUAUGCGUGGCUACAUACAAAGGCGCUCCCUUUGAGGUGAAAGGGAAGGGAGUGUGUAGGGCUCAAACUAUGGCCAACAGUGGAAUAAAAUAAAACACUUCAGUUUCUGAAAUACUUUAGAGAAAGCAAUAAAAAGAAAUACAUUUGUCACUCAUACCUAAAAUAUAACUGGCUCAUUUUUGUGGUUAUUUCUCUUCUAGAUUUGAGUAGUCUUUUACCUGGUAUGUAUUGUUUUCCAUUGGUUAGAGAAACACUACAUUUUUACCUGUAGUUUUUGAGCCUACAAGGAGCAAUUUGCCUGUGUUUCAUGAUGAUUUAUUGUUCAGUGAUUGUGUUAGCUAGCACAUUGCUUUUUUUUUUAUACAUUUAGAAAACUUCAGAUUAACAUUUAGUUUCUCAUUUGUAGGCACAUGUUGCAUGCAAUUUGAAGCCCUUGGCUUUUUAAUAUCUUUAUUAUAAAUGUCUUCUCUUUCAAAAGACAAGUUAAAAUUUCUGUCAGGCUCAUUAACUAGUCAUAUUGUAAUGGUAUUGAAAAUGACCAUCUGUUGAUUCUAAAGAGCCAAACAGCAUAAAAACUAGGAGACAUGGCAUUUGAACAUUAUUGUUAUUGCUUGCUAGAGUAACCCAGAUUUGUAUACUUACAUUGAUUUUUAAAAAUUUUAUUUUUUAAAUUUAUUUAUUUAUUUUACUUUACAACAUUGUAUUGGUUUUGCCAUACAUUGACUUGACUCCGCCACGGGUGUACAUGUAUUCCCCAUCCUGAACCCCCCUCCCACCUCCCUCCCCAUCCCAUCCCUUUGGGUCAUCCUAGUGCACCAGCCCUGAGCACCCUGUAUCAUGUAUCGAACCUGGACUGGCGAUUUGUUUCACAUAUGAUAAUUUACAUGUUUCAAUGCCAUUCUCCCAUAUCAUCCCACCCUCGCCCUCUCCCACAGAGUCCAAAAGACUGUUCAAUACAUCUGUGUCUCUCUUGCUGUCUCACAUACAGGGUUAUCGGUACCAUCUUUCUAAAUUCCAUAUAUAUGUGUUAGUAUAUUGUAUUGGUAUUUUUCUUUUUGGCUUACUUCACUCUGUAAUGAAGUAAUGGGCUCCAGUUUCAUCCACCUCAUUAGAACUGAUUCAAAUGUAUUCUUUUUAAUGGCUGAGUAAUAUUCCAUUGUGUAUAUAUACCACAGCUUUCUUAUCCAUUCAUUUGCUGAUGGACAUCUAGGUUACUUCCAUGCCCUUCAACUAUUUAGAUAGUUGAAAUAUUUAUUCUCAAUUUUUCAAGUUACAUGAAAGCAUUAUUCAAUCAAGUUAUCCACUUAACCCCAUUUAGUUGUUAUUUUUACAGAAAAGUUAAUUCUGUUUUACUUAUGUUGCUGGAAUGAGACCUCUUAGAGAAUCAAUAAAAAAUAACUCUUGUGGUCUCUGACUGAUAUUCAGUCCUUUAAGAAUUUCAACAGUAGGAAAUGGUAUUAGGUCACAGACUAAACAGCUAGUGCCUCUUGGCAUCUAUUUAUAUAUUGCAAACUAAAUCAGGAAAAACAAAAGCUGACCUUCCCGCAAGAUAAUUUCUCAUGCAGUGUUGACCCAGUAUAUCUUAUAGUGAAUAUUGACAGUACUAACUUUUUGUAUAUGUAGAAAUUCCGUGUGUAUUAUUCUUAUAAGUCAUUUUCAGGACAUGUUAAUAUAAAAUUGGAAAUUUUUUCUACCUUGCUUCUAUGAAGAGCUUUAAGUGCUCUGUGAAUACAAGAGCGCUGUGUCCACCAAGUAGAUAAUUUGUUGUUGUUUUCUAAAAAAACAUGUAAAUGAUCAUUUAUACUAUUUACAAAUAUUCAGAGUAACUCACUGAAGUUUAAUAAGCACAUUAGCAAGUUGGACUUGUAUUUAUGACUCUUAGAGAUGCUGACAGUUCUGUAGAUCUUAGUAAUAUUGGUUUUGAAACCAGAUUACCUGGUUUUGAUUCCAACUAUACAACUUAAAUGCCUGUGUGAUCUUGAACAACUGUUUAGCCUCUGUAUACCUUACUUUCCUCAUCUGUAAAAUGGGUGUAAUAAUAGUACUUACCUCAUUGAAUUGUGAGGAUGUAUAUUAUGUUACACAGAAACUAGUGUUCUCUUCUAUCCCGUUUCAUGGUAUCAGAGGUCCUGAGAGGCUGAAUUCUUGUUCAGAAGAUUACUUGGUAUAUAUGAAAUGAACAGACCUUGGUAUGUAUGAAAUGAACAGACCUUGUCUUUCAACAAAGCUGAUUGUACCUCUGUACCAGAUGUAGUAUCUCUCCCCUUACUAGAGAUAUUCUUUAUGGAAACUUUCUCGUCUCUCCCUACAUUUCCACUGAAAUCCCUGUUUUAGGUGUUUCGAUGCUGGUCAGCCCUGUUCAUUGAUGCCCUUUCACUGGUUUAAUGUAACUGAUAAAGUUUCAAAUUGUUUUGCAAUUUUCUUAAACUGGAAAUCAGUACAUCUGUUAAUAACUACUGUGUGUUAGUGUAACAUAAAUAAAAGCACUUGUCCUUUCA